AUGCUAAAAGGCGCACUCCCACCAACAAUCAUCAUCGCAAUCCACCAAAGUAGCGCGAUCGCCAACAUCACCCUCACCAUCGGCUACCUAUCCGCCUUGAUAGCCGUCUCAGCACAAGCGCUGCUCCCCCGAGCAAAGUUCAUGAAAAUCAUCUUCUUCGAUCUGCUAUCAACCUGUGUCGCUGCGUCUCUCUGCUGCCUUGCUGUGUUCUGCGCUGUCAAGGCUCGAGGGCACAAUGUCUCGGGGAAUGCUCAGCAAGACACGUAUAGCUCCGACGCCUGUGCUGUUUCCGCAGUAUGGCUGAUCAUGAUGAUUUGGGGCGCGAACGCCCUCCGCGCGUGGAGGACGGCGGAGCUACAGGAUGCCAUGGUUGCGUUCUCAAUCUUCACGUGCGUCACUUUGACACGCGCAGGUACAUUUGUGACUGUCUCCGAUGGACUGGAGUUUAUUUUGAGGCUGUUGAAGGGGUUCAUGCUGGGAUUUGCGAUUGCGACGGGGGUUUCGUUGUUGGUUUACCCGGUUACUAGCCGAGGAUAUGUGUUCGAGGAUAUCCGACGAUAUGCGGCGCUAGUUGAGAAUGUGCUGGAGGCCCAGAGCGACUUCGUGAGGAAGAGCUCUAGUGUCUGGGCUGAUCUCGGAUGUCGACUUGAAAUGCAGCAGGAAACGGAUGGGACUUCGACAAUGGAGUCGAGGAAAGAACUUCAAGCGGCGAUAGCAGGACUGAAUGCGCUACAUGCGAAACUGCAGGCUGACCUUGUAUACUCGAAGGAUGAGAUUGCGUGGGGCAAGCUUUCGGCCAGCGACCUGAGUCAAAUCAGGGAUUGUCUGCGGAACCUGUUUCUGCCUCUUUCGGGCAUGGCAAUGCUUCCGGACAUACUAGAUAUGACCCCAGAGCAGGAAGCGCAGGAGGCCUCAAGGAACCAUACCGGAGAAAUGCCGUCCAGAACAGAUACUGAGCGUGUCACGUCUUCUCUUCACGGCCACCUUGAAGAGUGCUCAAAUCUAGUGAACAUUGGACUGCAAUACGCGCUUUUGAAGUUGGAACUUGUCAGAUUGAAACAUCUGCGCGGGAGAUUUCAGAACGAUGCAGAGGCGGGACAUAGUCUGAAUCCGAUGGACCAGCACUUCCCUGCACAGUAUCGGAAGCAGGUACAAGAGCACCACUCCAGAAGGACACACCUUUCACAAGCCCUCGUGUCUCCCGAUGCCUUUGCGUGGGAGACAAGGGACGGACCAUUAGACGACGCGACCGCUGGUACACUCGACGCCGAAGUCCGACAGGAAACCUUCACUGCACUAUAUAUCCUGCAACUUCAAGAUAAUCUGCUCAAGGCGACACAAGAGUUCAUGAUGUUUGCAGAAUCAAAAGUUGCAGACGGCACCAUGAGCCGAAACAGGGUUAUCCUACCCAUCCACUCAAUGCUCAAAUGGCUCUCAAUAACUCGUCAGGACAGUAACGGCCAACCGCUGUACCCAAAUCCCGAGCACCUCCCAGCAUUCACCACGUGGGAGAAAACAAGCAGCGUCCUUCCCAUCAUCUCACGAUUCCUCCAGUCUCCAGAAAGCAUAUUCGGCUUUCGCGUCGCGGCCGCUUCAUUCUGCGUUGGGAUCCUAGCCUACCUGCACCAAACGCAAGACUUCUUUAUACGCCAACGAUGCAUCUGGGCGAUGAUUGUGAUAGUCAUAGGCAUGAGUCCAACCAGCGGACAGACCUUGUUCGGGUUUAUGACGCGCAUUGCGGCUACGGUUGUCUCGCUCGCGUUAAGCCUGAUGGUGUGGUAUAUACCUGACCAACACACUGCCGGAGUGAUUGUCUUUCUCUACCUGGCGAAUGUUUUCGAGUACUACUUCUACGUCACCAAACCGCAACUAUUCGGGCCUUCCGUCAUCGCAAUCGUCACUCUGAAUGUAAUCGUCGGAUACGAGCUGCAGAUCCGCAAACUCGGCCUCGACGUCGGUACCUCCAACGGCCAGCCCUACUACCCAAUCUACCUGUUCGGCCCAUACAAGCUUCUCGCCGUCGCAGCCGGCUGCGCAAUCUCCUUCAUCUGGGUGAUCUUCCCCUACCCCGUGACAUCAAAACGCACUCUGCGUAAAUCCCUCGGAGAGGGACUACUUCUUCUCGCGCGGUUCUACAGCUGCAUGCACGCUAGCAUAGAGCUGCGGAUGAACGAGGAACUGCGCCCUGCGUCCGAUGCGCGGUCUGCAGCGCAGGAGUUACAGAAGAGCAGACAGAGACUUUUCGCGCAGGGGAUGGGCCUUUUGACGAGACUACGCACACUCAGCCACUUCACUACAUUUGAACCACGCAUCGGUGGGAAAUUUCCGAGAGAGGCAUAUGACGCUAUCAUAAACGAAGCUCAGCGGAUGUUCAUUAGCAUGGCGCUGAUGGCUCAGGCGGCACAGUCACUCCAUCUCCAGCCUCAGUCCCCGUCGACUCCCACGGAAAAUGCCAGCGCAGAAGAAAAAGGCAGAACCAAAUGGUCCGCCCGCCUCGCAGGAAUCGCCCUGCACUCUGCAGACUUCAAAUCGCACGCGACGACUUCUCUCCUGUGUCAUCUCGGCUCGGCCGUACUCAACGCCCAGCCCUUACCCCCGUACUUGUCUACCGGGACAUCAUUCCCGCUUGCGCGGUGGGUGCAACAGACGGACAGGGACUUGAUGAGCACGCGACACAUACAGGACCCGGCGUUCUCGGCGUUCGUGACGCUGGAGGUGUUGAGGUCUGUUGUUGGUGCUGGGCUUGGGGAAUUGCUUGGGAACGUGAAGGCCUUAGUUGGGGAGCUAUCUUUUGAGUUUCCUCUGGAGGGAGAAGAUGGGACCGAAAUGAGGCCGUUGAUGGAUGGUGUCGCAAGCAUGUAA
Messenger RNA from Aspergillus mulundensis, 2862 nucleotides. RefSeq lists its product as uncharacterized. The record is from RefSeq and is a predicted model, not a curated record. Bases 1 to 2862 code for a protein of 953 amino acids. The transcript is spliced from 4 exons. Lineage: Eukaryota; Fungi; Ascomycota; Eurotiomycetes; Eurotiales; Aspergillaceae.